Orussus abietinus is the source of this 1303-nucleotide messenger RNA. It is a transcript of the gene Ttc1, whose product is annotated as tetratricopeptide repeat protein 1. The record is from RefSeq and is a predicted model, not a curated record. Gene Ontology annotation, molecular function: protein binding. The transcript is spliced from 5 exons. The coding region runs from base 268 to 1077 and encodes 269 amino acids. Lineage: Eukaryota; Metazoa; Arthropoda; Insecta; Hymenoptera; Orussidae.
UACCCAUUCAUCAGAUGAGCGUGAACCGAUCACUCAACAGUUGUCACCUCUGAAUGCCAAUAUUCUUACAAUAGAAAUCUGAAAUCACUUUCGUCGGUGUAGAUAACGUCACCAACAGGUGCAUGAAAUAACGCCACUCGCAGAUACAUGCACACAAGUGUCAUUGUCACAACUGGCCCGAAAUCACCGGAAACGUGAUCGACUAACCGUGAUUUAUAUAAAAAAUUGUAAUGUUAUCAAUGAUGUUUGUCGUCUGAAUUGAAGAUUAUGGACGGAAAACUUUCUCCAAAACCGCGGUCGAACGAAGAAGUUAUAGAUCAGCUGACAAAAGAUUUAAGCAGCUCUUGUUCAACGAUGAGCAAAGAGAGCGAUGGGGACUGUAGACAGAGCACCUAUUCAGAAAUUCAUGAAGAAGACGAAGAAGCAACCCCUAACAAGGAAGAACUAGAAACAAAUUCUCAGGAAAUGCUAGAUGAUCUCGUCGACGAAGAGGCAUUAAAAGACAGGGAGAUCGGACUGAGCGAGACUGACAAAGAUAGCCUGAGAAAAGAAGCUGAGACCUUAAAGAACGAGGGUAACUCACUCUUUAAAAUUGGAGAGUUUAAACAGGCAUCGUCUGCCUACACACACGGAUUACAAACCUGUCCACUAGCAUUUAGCAAUGACAGAUCUAUUCUGUAUGCCAACCGGGCAGCUGCAAAGUCUAAUUUAGGGGAAAUAGAAUUAGCGAUAACGGAUUGCAGUAGGGCCGUGGAAUUAGAUACGAAUUACGUUAAGGCAUACCUAAGGAGAGCUCGACUCUACGAGCAGUCGGAAAAAUUGGACGAAGCUUUGGAAGACUUUAAAAAAGUUCUAACCUUUGACCCGCAACACGUGGAAGCAAAUCGUGCCAUAAGGACACUACCAGCGGCGAUUCAGGACAAGAAUGAGAAAUUGAAGGCCGAAAUGCUGAGCAAAUUUAAAGACCUUGGAAAUAUCAUGCUAAAGCCCCUUGGCCUUUCGACGGAUAACUUCAAACUCGAAAAAAACCCCGACGGCGAAGGAUACUCGGUUAAGUUCCAACAGAAUCUAAAUUAAGAAGCGGAUCGAACCGUAUACCGCCAGGGAAAGUGACACAAUGACUGGACAGAAAUGCAACGAUCAUUUUCGUAUUCUCGAACCACGGGAUACGGUCAAGUCAUACAAUUUGCGCUGAGCAUCCCCCGGCCAGGUAUCCCCGAAAGAAAUCACCUCCCGAACGAGACUCCCGCACAUGUAUAUGAGCACGAUUAAAGUAAUCAAUAAAACAACGACUUCAAAAUCA